AUGUUACUCUAUUCCAAUUUUGCCCCCACAAACACCAUAAAUUCAACCAAAGCUUCUUCAUAUGUUAUCCAAAACAUCAGCCUCCGCUUUUCUUCCUGUAGCCAACGAAUCAAAUUCAGAACAAACAUCGUCACAUCGCAAAUCGCAGCUAUGCAGCAGAAAAUAGCAUUGCUGAACAAGCAUGGUGAAAAGCUUGUUGGUGUGUUGCAUGAGACAGGAUCACCAAAACUUGUAGUUCUUUGCCAUGGUUUCAAAUCCACAAAGGAGUACAGUAUGAUGGUCAACCUCGCUACUGCUUUAGAAAAUGAAGGAAUCAGUGCAUUUCGUUUUGAUUUCUCUGGAAAUGGGGAAAGUGAAGGUACAUUUGAAUUUGGUAACUACUCUAGCGAGGUUGAAGACCUUAGAUCUGUGGUUGAGUACUUCAUCGGAUUGAACCGUUCAACAGUUGCGGUUGUUGGCCAUAGUAAAGGCGGAGGUGUGGUCCUUCUGUAUGCAUCAAAAUAUCACGAUAUACCAGCCGUGGUGAAUAUCUCUGGCCGAUAUGAUCUCAAGCGAGGACUUGAAGAGCGGUUGGGAAAAGAUUUCAUGGAUCGACUCAAUAAGGAUGGAUACAUCGAUAUUAAGACUAAAUCAGGAGAAGUUGAUUAUCGAGUCACGUUAGAGAGUAUGAUGGAGAGACUCAAUACAGACAUGCACAAAUCCGCCCUUACAAUUGAUAAGAAAUGCCGGGUAUUGAUAGUUCACGGAUCAGCAGACGAAAUAAUCCCAGUAGAAGAUGGAAUCGAGUUUGGCAAGAUUAUACAAAACAACUGUUUGCGAAUCAUACAAGGAGCCGAUCACUGCUUUACUUCGCAUCAAGACGAGCUAAUUGGGGUCGUUUUACCUUUCGUGAAGGUAAAACCUAUAGAGAUACGAAGCCCCGAUGAUUGCCAACCGUUGCACGUCCCAAUACGGCAAUACCUCUUAAAAAGGCGAUAA
Striga hermonthica is the source of this 978-nucleotide messenger RNA. The record is from the annotation of a GenBank genome assembly. NCBI's taxonomy places the organism in Eukaryota, Viridiplantae, Streptophyta, Magnoliopsida, Lamiales, Orobanchaceae.